AUGACUUCGCCGCCGGCGUCUGUGAGGCCGGAACACGACGCUUCCGCCGGCGGUGGCGGCCAGUUCCACGUGCUCAACUCCAGCAGCGGCGCCGGCGGCGGCGGCUCUGACGCUGGGCAGCCCAACGGCGCGGCGUAUCGGCAGCCGCUGCCUUCUCCACGGGCCGCUGCGCCCGCCAACGGCGCGGCGUACCGGCAGCUGCCGUCUCCACGGGCCGCCUCUCCUGCCAACGGCGUCGCGCAAGGUAACGGCGUGACGGCGUAUCGCCAGCUCCCGUCUCUGCGAGCCUCCGCUCCAGUGAACGGCGUCGCAAAAGCGAACAGCGCCACGGCGUUUCGGCAGUUUCCGUCUCCGCGAGCCGCCGCUCCGGCGAAAGGCGUCGCACAAGCAAGCGGUCGGCCGCUCCCGUCUCCGCGAGCCGCCGCUCCGGCGAAAGGCGUCGCACAAGCAAGCGGUCGGCCGCUCCCGUCUCCGCGAGCCGCCGCUCCAGCAAACGGCGCCGCACAAGCAAGCGGUAGGCAGCUUCCGUCCCCGCGAGCCACCGCUCCAGCGAACGGCGUCGCGCAAGGGAACGGCAUGGCGGCGUAUCGGCAGCUGCCGUCUCCACGAGGCGCCGUCCCAACGAACGGCGCGACGGCGUAUCGGCAGCUACCGUCUCCACGGGCCGACGCCUCGGCAUUGUGGCGUUCGACGCCGGUUCGCGCCAUGACCGCCUACGGCCCUCCGGCCACCGGUGGCGCCCCGCCGGUGCCCAUUGCCAUGCGGGCUCCGUCCACGCAGUCGAUGCCGUCGCCGCACCUGCUGCAGCAGCUCAUGGUCUUGGCGGGGUGGGGCGCUUCUUCCAGACCGCCGUGGCUGCAGAGCUACGUGCAGGGCACGCCGCCGCCGUUCUCCACCUCCGGGAGAGGCCGUGGGAUGCAAACACCUUUCGCGUCUUCACGGAUACCACGGAUACCGGGGGCCAGCGCCAGCGGCACCGCCGUAGCCGCGCAGAGAGACGCCGGCGGUGAGCAUGUUCCCAAAGAUGCUGGUGCUGGCCGCGGCAAACCGGCGAGCGAGAGGUCGCUCCAGAUCGUCCCUGCUGACGAUGGUGCCGGGGCCAACAAGAAUGUGCCACCGAUCGGCGGCAACGGCGAAGGGGCCGGCAAGAACGUGACGCCGGCCGGCGAAGGCAACGGCGAUACCGCCGUGGCGCUUCUGGGCCCUGUGCUCGCUAUUCCGUCCACGGGGGCCGUCCGCAAGGGGAAGGCCGCUGCUAAAUCGCCGAACGGCCGCCUACGGAAGCCGCGCGCGCCCAAGGGGAGCAGCACUCUGGCGGGACCCAAGAAGGUCCCCGGCAGGAAACCCGCCGCCGACAAGCCGGCGGCCACGAAUCCCAGCGCCCAAGGCAACGACCAGCCAAAGACCGUGUCGCCUCCAAGCAGCGGCAGGAAGAGGAGGAACGCCGCCCCGGCCGCGGCCUCGCCAUCGCCGGCGCCGAGCAGCGCCACGCGGUGCAGCCUCGUCGCCAGGGUGAACGACAGCAACAGCACGCCCGGCACGGCGGCGGCGGCGGGAGAAAAGAAGCACACGGUCCUGACAUGGCUGAUCGACGCCGGCGUGCUCAAGGAGAGAGAGCAGGUCUUCUACGUGCCGGGGCCGGAGGACAAGGCGAGCAUCACCGCGAAGGUCGUGUCCGGCGCGGUGACCAGAACGGGCAUCCAGUGCAGCUGCUGCGACGGCGCGAUGGCGAUGGCGCUGCCGGCCUUCGCAUCGCACGCCGGCUCCGCGGACGGGUCCCCGGCGCCGUGGGAGCGGCUGCUGCUCAUGUCCGGCAAGCCGCUGCUGCGGUGCCUGCGGGAGGCGUGGGACCUGGAGCGCGUGAAGAUCUUCCGCGCGGAGGAGACGGCGCGGGCGGCGCUGGAGCAGGACCGGGAGCGGAGCGCGCAGGCGAAGAAGCGGUCGCUGCAGCUGCUCGCCAAGCAGGGGAGGAAGGGAGGCGCUCGUGCUGCCCUAGCCGUCGACGGCGGCGGCGACCGGAGCGACGACGCGUGCGGCGUGUGCGCGGACGGCGGGCAGCUGUUGUGCUGCGACAGCUGCCCGUCGACCUUCCACCCGGAGUGCGUCGCCGUGCAGGGCGUCCCCGACGGCUCCUGGGCCUGCCACUACUGCCGCUGCUUCCUCUGCUCCGCCAGCGACGGCGCCCCCUCCACCUGCCACCAGUGCGCCCGCAAGUAUCACAACCACUGCCGCACGUCGCUGUUCGCCGGGCACGAGAUCGGGCCCUUCUGCAGCGAGUCCUGCAACAAGGUGAAAACAGACGCUGAAACAUUCAUUUUUGCUUUCGGCAACACACUUAUUAUUGCGGCGAAGCUGACGGAGAUGGCGGGGGCGGCGAACAGGGCCGAUGAAGACGGCUACUCCUGGUCCCUGCUGAAGAUGCAGAAGGACGCCGGGGACUCCGCCGCCGAUCUCGAGUGCAACACGAAGCUGGCCGUGUCGCUGGGCGUGCUGGAUGAAUGCUUCAACCCCGUCAAGGACCGGCGCACCGGCGUCGACAUGCUGCACCAGGCCGUCUACAGCCUCGGGUCGGAGUUCAAGCGGCUAAGUUACGAAGGAUUCUAUACCAUGGUACUCGAGAAGGACACAGAAAUCAUCUCGGUAGCCCUGUUAAGGUUCCAUGGCAACAAGCUGGCGGAGAUGCCGUUCGCCGGCACGCUGCCGCACUACCGGAGGCAGGGGAUGAUGGGCCGCCUCGUCAAGGCCGUCGAGCAGGUGCUGACGACGGUGCAGGUGGAGAAGCUGGUGAUUCCGGCGGUGGCCGAGGUGGUCGACACAUGGAAGAGGUCCUUCGGCUUCGCGCCCAUGGAGCCGCGGCUGAGGGAGGAGGCCAAGAGGCUCAGCAUGGUGGUCGUCACCGGCACCGUCAUGCUGCAGAAGCACAUCGCCAGGCAGCAGGCUGCGCACGGCGACGAGGAUUGCCAAGAGGCGCCGCCGAUGACUGAGGACGAGCUGGCGUUCCUGGAGAUGAGCUGGCCGCUCUCCAGUUUCACCGACCUCGUCGCCGGGAUCGCGUUCCCGCCGCCGUCUGGCGCCGACCCGCUGGCCGCCGCCGUGAGGGGGCUGGGUGUGGGUGUCCCGGGGACGAGCGGCCGGCGGUCCUGCGGCGGCGAGGCGGUGGGCUCCAGCGUGUUCCAGAUGCAUAGCUACGCACCUGCUGCGCACGGCGCCGGUCUCCGCCUCGGCAUGAACAAGUAA
This is a messenger RNA of Triticum turgidum subsp. durum (durum wheat), 3237 nucleotides long. Lineage: Eukaryota; Viridiplantae; Streptophyta; Magnoliopsida; Poales; Poaceae. The record is from the annotation of a GenBank genome assembly.